Mugil cephalus (flathead mullet) is the source of this 2278-nucleotide messenger RNA. RefSeq names its product endothelial cell adhesion molecule a (gene esama). Gene Ontology annotation, biological process: homophilic cell-cell adhesion. The coding region runs from base 352 to 1707 and encodes 451 amino acids. The transcript is spliced from 7 exons. The record is from RefSeq and is a predicted model, not a curated record. Gene Ontology annotation, molecular function: cell-cell adhesion mediator activity. Gene Ontology annotation, cellular component: adherens junction; plasma membrane. Lineage: Eukaryota; Metazoa; Chordata; Actinopteri; Mugiliformes; Mugilidae.
CAACUUGCUCCAGAGUUGUACUCGACACCGUCUCGGAGAGGAGGGGAUCGUAGAUGCAGCCGAGCGUUACGCGCAGGGAAAGAGUCGCCGUGGACCUUCAGUGAUUAUAUAGCGGUGAUCCCGUUCGAGGCACACAACACUUCACUUUAUUAUUCCCACCUCUCCGCAAAGUCAGAAAAGAAGAAUCCUGCGGCGCUGGGGAAAGGCGACUUCCGUACCCUUCUCACCUGAGGUGUCCCCUUACCUCCACCUGGCUGGGGGACUGAAGGAAAAGCACCUGACAGACUCGAAGGGCUCUGCCUGGGGCCACGCGAGAGCUCACUUAUAAAGAGGAGACGGACAUCAUCAACCAUGGAGGUCUGCGCUAGUUCCAGGAAACUUACUUGGCUUUCUGUCGCCUUUCUGUGGGGUAUCUCAGGAAUACUGGCCGAGCUCCAGAUGCCCCAAACCAGUAUAGAUGUGAUCAAGGGCCAUAUGGCCGUGCUGAGGGCCUCGUACAACCCAGUCGGCGAUGUGAACACCAACACCGUUGUCUGGAACCUUAUCACUGGGACAACUAAUAAUGUCAUCUCCUACACCAAAGACAACAUGAUUGUGGGCAACAACUUCAAGGGUCGCGUUGGUUUCAUCAAUGAAAUGCCCUCAAAUAAUGUAUCUCUGUACAUUAAUGACACCCGGGAGACCGACUCGGGACGGUACUUCUGUCAGGUCGUAGGUCCACCGGAGGUAAUCACUGCUGAACUCACUCUGGAUGUGAAAGUCCCACCUGCUGUUCCUAAGUGUUCUAUAUCAGGGAAGCCUGUGUUGAAGGGAAAUGUGACUCUCAACUGCAAGUCCAGUGCUGGGAAACCUAUCCCUAUGUACAAAUGGAGGAAAACCAGCCCCACCUCUGAGGUCUUCUUCUCACCCAUGCUCAAUGAGAACACCGGCACCUUGAAGCUGAGCAAUCUGAGCAGUAACAUGUCGGGAAAGUACAUGUGCACAGCCAGCAACUCAGCCGGAUCAGAGAGCUGCUCCAUCAACCUGGAGAUCAUCUCCUCCACCAAUGUGGGGAUGAUUGUCGGCGCCACAGUGGGCUCGGUGGUCGGCUUCAUCUUCCUCCUCCUCCUCUGCUUCUUUUUCCUGAUGAGGAGGCGGAGAGAAAACGAAGACGACAUGGCCAAUGAAAUCAAGGAGGAUGCUCAGGCUCCCAAACGUGUCUCCUGGGCUAGGAGCGGUAUGGGCUCUGACAUCAUCUCCAAGAACGGGACGCUGUCCUCCAUCGCCUCCAGCCCCCGCCACAAAGAGCCCCCCCUCCAUCACAACAACCACCACCACCUGCAGAAGUACCCCCAGCGCGCCCCCUCGGAUACCGCCUCCAUCAUCACCGCGACGGGCAGCACAGCUGGUUACAGGCCGUCCCGCCAACAAGGCGCCUCCACCCCCACCCAUUACAGCUACAACAACAACACCACCCUGCCGCGCGGACAGCCCGUCUCCUCCGAGCCCAGCACCAACGGGAACUCCCUAUCUGGGCCGGAGCGCUACUCCCAGCUGCCCCAGGCCCAGGUGCUGCCACAGACUUACAGCCAACCCCACCUGCAGAUGAAGGCCACACCCUCCCCUCCGCCCCUGCCCAACUCCAUGAUCACAACCUCCAACAUCUCCCGCAUGGGAGGGGUGCCCAUUAUGGUGCCUGCACAGAACCAGGCCGGGUCUCUGGUCUAACAGCAUCCAGCGUUGUCCAGAAACAGUGGAAAACUGUCCCUUUAGGAUUUCACAAGGGGUCAACUGCUGAUUUUUAAAAAGGGAACGCUUUACUUAAAUACUAUUUAGCAAAGAAUUACAGUAGAGGAAAAUGUCACUUGCUUUCAAGCCAAGAAGCUUUCAUGAGACUGGCAGAUACACAGUUUACCUGCUUUAAGUAUACUGUAUUAUGUCUUUUAUAUUCUGUAUGCACUGUAUACAAUGCAAACUGUGUGUAGAUAUUCUUUUCAUACAUUUGUCCAGUAUCAUCUUUUCUACUUUAUCACUAUUGCUAAUGUGUUUGUUUUUAUAUCAAUAUAUAUUUAAAUGUAAUCUUUCAAAUGUAGUAUCUCUCUAAAAAAACAAAUGAUACCUGAUGAAAGACUCAUCAGGACCAAAAUAGUUAAAGCACAUUUUGCCACAACUGUUGAGAGGGUUAAAUGCAUACAUACAGGUCUGCGUGAGGAUAUUUCGGCAACAUACUCACGAAAAGAAAGAGAAGACAGCAUUAUGUGUUUGACAUUCAUAUGAUAAAGUUUGGCAUCGCAAAGUA